CAGCCCCGGUCUAUGGAAGGAGUGGCAAAAACAAGCAUGGAAACUGCAGUCAAUCAGAAAGAUAAGUGGAAGGUAGCUUUCAGCCGUUCAACCACUAAAGUUGGCCCAAGCCCCAAGGGAACGAGCGAAAGGGCUGCUUGCCGGAACAGCAGAUCGAGCUCGGAGCAGCCUAUUAUUUAUUACAUUUCCAAGGGGGACUACUCUUUUGCCCCAACUAUUCCAAAAACGUGGGAAGUCUUCUCUUUCGGAGAAGGAAGGGAGAUCCGCGGACCUGGAGGAGGUAGAAUGAUGAAUACGGGUACGAAGGGUCAUCCAGAAGCGCUGGAAGGGCUGGAGGAAGGGGACGAACCGCAUCGAUUGAGUUAUAUCCGGCAGGCUAAGACCCACGUACCCAGAAAGGAAGGUGAAAGGCUAACUUUUUCUUUAGCAUAUUCUAUGAAUUCCGCUUUCCAGAAGCAUCAUCUUAGAACAUUGCAAGAGAUGCUGUCGUUUAUUUUUUCUAUGCUGUACGAACCUCGUGAGUUCUUGCUCACAGAUGGUGGAGACGGUCCGAUCCCAAAAAGCAGCAUCGACUCAAGGAUGUUUAGGUCUCUAAUUGAGAAUCUCCUCCUACCCGCACAAUCAGUGUGGUGGAGUAGUACCAAGACGAGACCGGAAGCGGGGCCUUUCGGGUUGAAGCUGGAGGGUGCGGGUAAGGUGCGAGUGUUCGCUAUCCCUAGUCCUAUCCUGCAGCGCUUGGUGAAGCCGCUGCAUGACUGGACGAUGUCGGUUCUCAAAGAACUAGAGACCGAUGGGACUUUCGACCAACUCGCUCCUCUCCGUCGGCUUAAGGGUCAUAAGGCUCGAUAUAAUUGA
Molecule: messenger RNA, 855 nt
Organism: Striga asiatica
Lineage: Eukaryota; Viridiplantae; Streptophyta; Magnoliopsida; Lamiales; Orobanchaceae
Source: the annotation of a GenBank genome assembly